UUCCACCAAAAGGUGCUGAAUUUCUUCUGACUAUGCGGGCAAUUUCCUCAAGUUUGUCGAAAAGAACGCCAUCCAACAUCGAAAUUUCAUCAAUCACUAACGUUUUGACUUGUCGCCAUCGAUCCACAACAUUCUUGAAUUUAGGUUGUCCGAGAAACUUUCCAGCUAGCUUAUGGGCUUCUUCUUGGCCAAGGCCAAUUCCUGCCCAAGAGUGUAACGUCGUCCCACCGAUAUUGACCGAUGCUAUACCGGUAGAUGCAGUAAUUGCAAGUUCUCCUGAAGAACGGCCACCACAUAUACGUAUGAUCUCUCUUAGAAGAACGGACUUUCCCGUCC
Messenger RNA from Serpula lacrymans var. lacrymans S7.9, 336 nucleotides. RefSeq lists its product as uncharacterized. The annotation marks the transcript as partial. NCBI's taxonomy places the organism in Eukaryota, Fungi, Basidiomycota, Agaricomycetes, Boletales, Serpulaceae. The transcript has 3 exons. The record is from RefSeq and is a predicted model, not a curated record.